This is a messenger RNA of Pieris rapae (cabbage white), 4670 nucleotides long. RefSeq lists its product as uncharacterized. Bases 408 to 2126 code for a protein of 572 amino acids. Gene Ontology annotation, biological process: monocarboxylic acid transport; transmembrane transport. The transcript is spliced from 9 exons. Gene Ontology annotation, molecular function: monocarboxylic acid transmembrane transporter activity. NCBI's taxonomy places the organism in Eukaryota, Metazoa, Arthropoda, Insecta, Lepidoptera, Pieridae. The record is from RefSeq and is a predicted model, not a curated record.
GAUAAUCACAUUUGACCACAGAAUAAGCUAGUCACAAAUCUCACAACAGUCAACAAUACAUUUUUCAAUUUUUCAAAGAAAUGCAAAGUGAACGAGGUGUUGCGUGGUGACGAGUGACGACUGACGAAUAAUAAUUAUUUUGUGAAUUGUGAGUGCGAUAGACAACAAUAAAAAGUUUUUAAUGGGUCGCAUAAUAAGUUUGCUUACUAUUCGAAUUUAGUAAAGUUUUCAUUUGUUACUUUGUGCCAAUUAAAUCGUGUACCUCUUAAAGUAUUCGAGAGCUGAUUUUGAUAUUUAUAUAGAAAUUAAAAUAAAUUGCAUGAAAUGCAUUUUAUGUACUGAAAAUAAAUAAAACGUGCAUUUAUGGGACGUACGUUUUGUGUGACACGUAGCUGACAAAAGGCAAUAUGACGGUGGAGAAGAGUAAAGGCUUCCCAAAAACGGUGCAGCCGGCCACAAGGAAGGUUGCCCCGGAUGGUGGAUGGGCCUGGAUGGUCUGUUUUGGUGUUAGUUUAGUUAAUUUUUCCACCCGAUCGCUGGAGCCGUCUUUCGGUCUACUAUUCAAGGACCUUUUAGACGACCUAGGCGUCCAUACAACAGGGGCAUCUGUGAUCGCAAGUACUCUAGACUCAGUUGUCAAUUUCUCGGGUUUCUUCGUGGGACCAGUGAUAAAAACAUUUUCAUAUAGAAAAGUCUGUUUCGUCGGCUCAACAAUAUGUGCUUUGGGACUGUUAUUCACAGCGCCGGCGAAUAGUAUAGCACAUAUAUUAGCUACAUACAGCAUAAUGGGAGGUUUCGGUGUUGGACUAGCUUCGUCGUCUUCCUUCGUAUCUUUGAACCACUACUUCUCCAAAAAGCGCGGUCAAGCCGUCGGUUUGUCGAUGGCUGGUACCGGUUUUGGUUUAAUGGUGAUGCCUCAGCUAGUCAAGAUUCUCUUAGGAGAGUAUGGGUUCCGAUGGACGGUGGUUAUAUUGGGAGCUCUGGCGUUCCAUGCAGUGCUUGGUUCAACGUUGCUUCAACCAGUGCAACGGCAUCUAAUUGAUGAACCAGUUGAUUGUGAAAUGCAGCAAGUGAAGGAAAUGGAACGUAUAAAUGAAAGCGACGAGGAAGACGAUGAUAAAUUCGAAAUUAAUCCAUUGGUCAGUCACCCGAUGCCCAAAUUGACCACCCAAAGAUCCCACAAUAACAUGAACCAUCCCUCAGUGAGAACAGUUGGUCUGCCCAGGGCCAAAACCUGUGAUAAGCCGUUAGAAGACUUCGAGAAGUCCAAGGACCAAGGGUUGACAACAGCUGCCUCGUUGGCGGCGAUGCCGAUGGUGAAGUCCAGUGGGAGUAUCAGCGAAGCAGCCAGGAAGAGGAAAGUGUCUGUGAUAUCGAAUAUAUCAAAUAUGGAUUUUACUGGGAGUUAUUUUCAGCUGUAUUUAGAUACAGCCGACGAAGACGCGUUACAAAUGAAGUCAAUAAAGAAGAGCGAACCUCAAAAAAAGAAGAAAGAUGGUUUUAUAAGAAAGUUUAUUGCUAUGAUGGACUUGGAUCUGCUAAAAGACUGGUCUUUUCUUAAUCUUCUACUUGGACUUUCUCUGUUCUGGAGUGGGGAAUUGCAGUUUAGGAUGUUGACGCCAUUCUUUAUUAGGAGUUUAGGUUAUAAUAUGAACGAGACAGCGUUUUGUCUGUCCAUGACAGCCAUCACGGAUAUCGGUGUUAGGCUGGUGUUGCCGCCCAUCUUCGACAGAACCACCAUCUCCAAGAAGAUGAUCUUCUUCGUUUCAUCGUUCUUUUUGGCUGCAACACGAUCAGUGUUAGCAGAACAAUCAGAAUGGGUACCAUUAAUGGUAUGGCUCUCAAUUUGUGGUUUCUUCCGAGGAAUGUGUUUGAGCAACUUCACUCUAACCAUAUCUGAAUACUGCCCCCUGGAGAAGUUGCCCGCUGCUUUUGGUCUUCACAUGGUCAGCAAGGGUGUACUCGUUGUACUUAUUGGACCACUGAUUGGCUACGUGAGGGAUUUCACAGGCAGUUUCGCGAUUUGCAUUCACGUACAAAACGCUCUUAUAAUGUCGUGCGUACUCGUAUGGGGAAUAGAGUACGCGUACAACUUAACCCGGCGACGUAAGAUUGUACAAAUAUAGUACUUAUACGGUACUUAGUAUGACUGUUUCGACGAAUUUGUUUUAAUCUGUAGCGCGUUUUUGUUGGCUAUGGAAUAAUGAAUAACAGAUAAGCUUAUUCGUUACUUAGAAAUAAUUUUUUAUCUGUUUAUUGCCGUUGGCAUAUAAUUUUAGUUUAUGAAUUCUUGUUUAAUGACGGUAGUUCUGAACGCAGAUAAGGCAUGAAAUUAUUUUUAUAAGCAAGAAAGUUUAUAAUAUUAUUAGGUAAAAUGACACAAUUUUUAAUAAGCUAUGUGUCAAUUGUCAUUGUCAUAUGACGUAAUAAUUGGCUUGUGGUAUAAUAGUUUUGGCUAUCAAGUGAAUACCAUAAUUUUGCGGGACAAGAGUAAUAUUACGCAAAAAGUAAUUGUCACUGUCAGAUGUGACGUUUCGAUUUAUUUGUGUUCUUUAUGGCCGGUAAAAAGAUAUCCAUCUAAUAUUUUUGGUUAAUAAAUAACACCACAAUUUUGCAGGACAAAAAUUAUGUUAGCCAAUGAAACCCGCCAUUUUUUACUUCAAUGAUAUAUGUACUUGUCAAAGUCUGAUGACAAUUUGAGGUGAAUAGUCUGUGGUCUCGUCUUAUGCCUUGUCUACGUUCAUUUACAUAGCUUUCGAAGGCGGUUAAAUUUUCUUACACAGAAGUACAUGCAAUUUAAAAAUAUGAAUUCCGCCUGUAUAUUUUUUUAUGAAUAAAAUUUUUCUUUUUGGUCAUAGGCAAUGUAACUUUUUAAUGAAUUUUGUAUAACUCAACUUCGGCACUACCAUGACUUAAUUUUUUUAAUCGACGAAAUUUUUCUACUUGAUUUUUAUUGAGAUUCUUAAGUUUAUAUGGUUAUUUCUGACUUUGUAAUCAUAGACACAUAUUUUCUGCGUUGGAUGUAAAACUUUUUUUGAUAAUACCCACACUGCCUGUUGUUUAUUUGUGUGUUUGGUAUGAGAUGUGGUGUUUAAACGCAUUCUAAAUCCAUUUACCCAAUUAUAAUCGUUUUAGAGGACCUUUUUAACUUCGUAGCUCUUUUAUUGAUUGUAUUUUUAGAUGACUGUUGUAGUUUUUGAAGUUUUACGUAGAUUAAGAUCCUAUAGAUAAAUGCUCCUUUAGCUGUUGACUAUAUACGCGACGUAGUGCUUAAGUAAUUUCAUCUAUUGCCUUAUAAAAACCCUUUAUGAGCUACUCAAUCAGAGCUCAUCUUUUACUUAUAAACUUUAUUUAGUGUUAACGUUUCUGUAACUAUCUCAUAAAAAAAAUAUUUUGUUACCAUAGUUCGAUGUUGCCAUGGUAACAAUGACAAUGCUACGCUUUUGACAGCUGAUAUUUUCUCAAGAAAAAUGUAUGAUUUGUAGCUUUUCCGAAACAAUUUUUAGAUAUGGAAUUCGCAAUUAUAUGGGUCCGAGAUUGGGAAGUGUAUACAUAUAUACAUAUAUAUUUUAUAUAAAAAAUUAUGAUUUUUUUUAUUCAUAGAAAUCAGACAUAUCUGUUUUAACUGUUUGUCUCUUCAUUGUAGUAUUACACUUUAUGUCAGAAAGAGACCAGUAAAUAUAUUAUAUUAAUAAAGACCAUGACAUGCCAGCCAACCUGUGGUACCUUUAGUACAAAGUUUUAUAUAACGUUGUGUCUUUCGAAAUAUAUUUGAUAACUUUUCUAAACAUACGUUUUCUUAAAAAUUCAGUACUUUUUUGAUACACGGGAGACACUCAGCGCAAAUUGUCGCCUCUGACGUUUCUGUCUACAGAAUUCUAUUGAAUGUGAUUUGCACUAAAGGUUCUACAGAUAAAAAAUUAAAUUGACAUGUGACACUGUUCCUAAUAAUGACAUUUUUAAUAAUGAAAAGCGUUGUUUGUGUUUUAAGUAUAUCAGAAUUACUUCCUUUUAUAAUCCAGUUUAUUGUUUGUUAUUUCAAAUGUUCUGAUAAUGUUUCGUGUGUGAUACUCGUGUAAUUAAUUGAUUUUUUAAAAUAAUGUUACCGGUUCACAUUUUUAAAAUAUAUUUUAUAGGUUGUGUUAAUAUUGUUAAGUAUGAUCCAGUGAUAUGUUUUGUUCAACAUACGAUGCCUUAAGUAAUUAAAAAAUACAUUUACAUGUUUCUAUCUUCUAAAAAGCGUGAAUAAAAAUGAAAAUUGCCAAAUUUCACCUAAAAAUUUCGUGUGCCAAUUUCAUAUUUUGAAUUAUAUUUGUUGUACUCAUAAUUUUAAUGGCCUGCCUUCCAAAUGUAAGAUGUUUUUUAUAAACAAAAGUCUCUAUAUUUCGAGUAUUUAAGUAUUUUUAUAUCUGAUAAAUUGUUUGUGACAUCUACGCCUGUGUAUUUGAGAUUUUUGACAACUGACACAUCAACCUUCAAGUGUCAAUGUCUAAAUGGCGUUUGUAUGAUGCGGUUAUUUCGCAGGUUUAAAGAGUUUAUUUUUACUAUAAGUUUUAACAAUGGCUGGUGUCUCAAUAUAACUUCGCUCUAUGAAGUGUUUGUAUUAAUGUACUUUAUAAUCAUGUACGUCGUACAUACAAAAUCAAAUUAAACGACUACCCAUUUGGUUA